This is a messenger RNA of Mauremys reevesii (Reeves's turtle), 2043 nucleotides long. It is a transcript of the gene SERPINE2, whose product is annotated as serpin family E member 2. The record is from RefSeq and is a predicted model, not a curated record. Gene Ontology annotation, biological process: negative regulation of plasminogen activation; negative regulation of endopeptidase activity. NCBI's taxonomy places the organism in Eukaryota, Metazoa, Chordata, Testudines, Geoemydidae. The transcript is spliced from 9 exons. Gene Ontology annotation, molecular function: serine-type endopeptidase inhibitor activity. The coding region runs from base 173 to 1363 and encodes 396 amino acids.
GGCUCUGCUCGCGCCGCCCGCUCCCACCGGGCGGGGAUAAAUCCCAAGCGCGGCAGCGGCGGUGCUCAGUUGCUGAGGGGAUUUAAAGGGACCGGAGCCGCCGCGCCGGAGCCUGGUCUGCGCACCCCGGGCACUCGCAGCAAGGAGAGUAGGUUAUUUUUGUUUAGAAGUCAUGAACUGGCACUUCCUUCUCCUCUUCACCGCCAUGACUUUAACAUCUGUGUGGUCCCAGUUCAAUCCUUUAUCUCUUGAGGAACUAGGCUCUGACAUUGGAAUCCAAGUUUUCAAUCAGAUAGUCAAAGCUAGACCUCAGGAGAAUAUUGUGGUUUCUCCACAUGGGAUUGCAUCUGUACUGGGAAUACUUCAGCUGGGUGCUGAUGGCAAGACAAAGAAGCAGCUGACAACUGUGAUGAGAUACAACGUAAAUGGAGUUGGUAAAGUAUUAAAGAAGAUAAACAAGGCCAUAGUCUCCAAGAAGAAUAAAGACAUUGUGACAGUUGCUAAUGCAGUGUUUUCAAAGAGUGGCUUUAAAAUGGAAGUGCCUUUUGUUACAAGAAACAAAGAAGUGUUUCAGUGCAGUGUCAAGACUGUGGAUUUUGAGGACCAAAAUGCAGCAUGCAAUUCCAUUAACCAGUGGGUGAAAAAUGAAACAAGGGGUAUGAUUGAUAAUCUCUUAUCUCCAGACAUUAUUGAUGGUGCUUUGACCAGGCUUGUGCUGGUAAAUGCGGUGUAUUUCAAGGGCUUAUGGAAAUCACGUUUUCAGCCUGAAAAUACAAAGAAACGCACAUUUAAUGGAGCUGAUGGGAAGACUUACCAAGUACCUAUGCUGGCCCAGUUGUCUCUGUUCCGCUGUGGCACAACAAGUACCCCAAAUGACUUGUGGUAUAACAUAAUUGAAUUGCCUUACCAUGGCGAAAGCAUCAGUAUGCUGAUUGCUCUGCCUACAGAAAGCACUACCCCUCUCUCUGCCAUCAUUCCUCACAUCAGCACAAAAACAAUACAGAGCUGGAUGACAACCAUGAUACAAAAGAGAGUGCAAGUUAUUUUACCCAAGUUCACAGCAGUAGCAGAAACAGAUUUAAAGGAGCCUCUGAAAGUACUUGGCAUUACAGAUAUGUUUGAGCAGUCAAAGGCAAACUUUGCAAAAAUAACAAGAACGGAAAGCCUUCAUGUAUCUCAUAUUUUACAAAAAGCAAAAAUUGAAGUUAGUGAAGAUGGAACCAAAGCUUCUGCAGCAACAACUGCGAUUUUAAUAGCCAGGUCCUCCCCUCCUUGGUUUAUAGUAGAUAGACCAUUUGUAUUUUUCAUCCGGCACAAUCCUACAGGUGCAGUCUUGUUUAUGGGACAAAUAAACAAACCUUGAGUAUGGAAAAGGUUUUCCUUAAGAAGCAAAGUAGAGACUCAUUUGAUACAUCCUUGCUAGUUCCGUUAAAUAUUUUUGUACACUACUCUUUCACUUCACUCAAGAACUAGUUUUUAGUCAGCUGUGACUAGAUUUUGAAAAAGGAGUCAAUGUAGUUCUGGUUUUAUGGGAAAAUACAAAUUGAAAACUACGAUACCUUUUCAAAAUGUCUGAAAGAUUCUUUGAAACUACUGAAUGGUUGCCUAUGCUAACAAACUUACUGAGCUUUUUCUGUCCUAAGAAUUUUAUGCAUAGCUUUUGUGGGAGGGUUUUAACAAGAGCAUGACUAAACAAACCAUUUCUGUUAGCAUUGAUUUUUUUCUGUGGAAAAUGUCUUUGGGUUUGUAGAUGUCCCUUCAAUACUAUUUUUGCCCUUGAAUGGCUUGAUUGGGUAUCUUUUGUGGAAGUAGAUGAAAAGCUCUAGCAGUUUAUUUUAUAUAAUGCAUGUACCACUGAGGUAAAGUUUUAAAGAACUAAUGUCUUGAUAGAUAACACAUUUGCAUUGACGUCCUAUUUUACUGUAAUGUAAACUUGUCAUUGCUAGUAUUCACUUUGUAUUGGAUUUAAAUUUUAUAUUUGUUUUUUGUACAAAGAAAAAAAUAAAGUGCAUUAUGAGCAGUCAGAGAUGCCAAGGUAUCACA